GUCGCGACUCGCAACCCCGCGAUUUCACUAACAAGGACCAUCUUGAGGCAAGACUCCAUAAGUGCCUUGGCUUCCGUGUCUGUUUGCACCACACCCUGAACUGGUAAUCAAUCUAACAACAAUGCCACCACCACAACCCGAGCCCAACCCCGAAGAGGACUCCCUCCCCCUGGACCACUCCCACAUCCUCCUCACCUCAUUCAACUCCUUCCUCACCGUCGCCAUCCACAACAUCCUCUACUACCGCAACAUCUACCCACCCGCGACCUUCCUCUCCACCAAAGCCUACAACCUCCCCGUGCACCAGAACCGCCACCCCAAAGUGUGCGCCUGGAUCCGCGACGCCGUCGAUGCAGUAGCAGCCCAGCUCGCGACGGGGCACGUCUCCUGCGUCGCCAUCGUCAUCCACGCCCCGCUCGAACCAUCCCUCCCAACCCACCAUCACCCUUCCCCCUCCCAGUCCCAAUCCUCCCCAACCACCACCCCGUCCCAAUCCCCCCAACCAGCAAUCCCCCCCGGCGCAGUCCUCGAACGCUGGCUAAUCGACACCUCCCGCUUCCCCACCUGGCCGUCCACCACCGGCACCACCACCACAAACACCCCAGGCACCACCAACCCCACCAACACCCCCAGCAACAGCAGCAGCUCUAGCAAAAACAUGCGCGACUUCGCGCGCGUCCUGGCGCGGGACGCACGCUCCGAAGAGGCGCGCGAGCGGCACCUGGGCGCCGACGCAGGCAACCCGGGGCUGGGGUGGCCCGACCUGGACGAGCAGCUGCGCGGGGCGCUGCGGCGGAUGGCCUCGGUGGCGGAGGGGAUGGGGCCGCUUCCUUUUUCUGGUGGUGAUGUGGGAGGGGGUUCGUCGGGGUGUACGUUUACGGUGGCCGUGGAGUUGGGGGAGGAGGGGAGGGCGCCGAUUGGGCAUCCGCAGGCGUGGAUACCGUCGGAGCCGAACUUGCAGCCCAAGGGGAGAGGGCGGGAGGUGGACGGGGAGGAUAUCGGUGGCGUCCGGACACGGCCGAUCAGGGCGGUGGAGGCGGGGCCGUUGUUUUUCGAGUGUUGGGUCGAGGAGAGCAAAGCGAAGGAGACGUUGAUGAAGAUGGCGGAGGGGCCUGGUCAGAGUCAGGGGUCGACGCAGCCUUUCUGAAGUAUUGUGCUGGUUUGGCUUUCACGGAGUUAGUCACGAAUGAUACCCACGAUGGAACAAUCACAAAAG
This is a messenger RNA of Chaetomium fimeti, 1216 nucleotides long. RefSeq names its product DNA-binding protein. Gene Ontology annotation, cellular component: zeta DNA polymerase complex. Bases 122 to 1147 code for a protein of 341 amino acids. Lineage: Eukaryota; Fungi; Ascomycota; Sordariomycetes; Sordariales; Chaetomiaceae. The transcript is spliced from 2 exons. The record is from RefSeq and is a predicted model, not a curated record.